Messenger RNA from Aethina tumida (small hive beetle), 1637 nucleotides. RefSeq names its product probable 26S proteasome non-ATPase regulatory subunit 3 (gene Rpn3). Gene Ontology annotation, cellular component: proteasome complex; proteasome regulatory particle, lid subcomplex. Lineage: Eukaryota; Metazoa; Arthropoda; Insecta; Coleoptera; Nitidulidae. Gene Ontology annotation, molecular function: enzyme regulator activity. The record is from RefSeq and is a predicted model, not a curated record. The coding region runs from base 78 to 1550 and encodes 490 amino acids. The transcript has a single exon. Gene Ontology annotation, biological process: ubiquitin-dependent protein catabolic process; regulation of protein catabolic process.
GAAACCGAGUUGCGUUACACGGCAAAUUUUGACAAGUUUGUUUUCAUUCGCCAGUUCACAAGAAAAUCCAAUAAAAAAUGGUUGUGAUUGAGACCGACGUGGAAAUGAAGAACGCAGACAGUCCGCCCGGUUUGGAGGGCGGCGACAGCAAAAGGGACACCGACAUACAGAGCGUGCUGGAGAUACGCGAACAGGCCAGACAAAUCGAAAAGGCCGUGGCCAACAAAGAGAACCGUUUUAUUUUGCGUGUGCUACGCUGUCUGCCCAACACCAGAAGAAAACUGAAUGCCGUGGUUCUGAGGAGUCUGAUAUCGCAAAUUUACCCGGUGUCUGAGAGGGACAGUCUUUUGUGCUUUGUAGAGGAGGCUGUGGCUUCAGAGAUCGACACGCAAACUAGGGCUAGGUCGGCUACUAAGUCACCCGUUCCUGAGGUAGAUUUGUACAUAAACCUGCUUAUUUUGGUGCGCCUUAUUGACACUAACAAGUUGGAAGAGGCGACUCGUUGCUCACAAGCUUUGAUGAGCAAAAUCACCAACCAGAACAGAAGGACGUCCGACCACAUAGCCGCCAAGUGUUAUUUUUACCACUCAAGAGUUGCUGAGCUGACAAACAAAUUGGAAUCCAUCAGGGCCUUCCUGCAUGCCCGCCUGAGAACAGCCACCCUCAGAAACGACUUCGAGGGCCAGGCUGUCCUCAUUAACUGCCUACUGAGAAACUACCUACACUACUCUCUCUACGACCAGGCGGACAAACUAGUGAGCAAAUGCGUGUUCCCAGAAACUGCAAGUAACAAUGAGUGGGCAAGAUUCUUAUACUACCUGGGCCGGAUCAAGUGCGCCCGACUGGAGUACAGCGUGGCACACAAACACCUCGUGCAGGCGAUGAGGAAAGCCCCACAGAACGCCGCCGUCGGUUUCAGACAAACUGUUCAGAAAUUGCUGGUCGUGGUUGAGCUGCUGCUCGGCGACAUACCCGAGCGUCAGAUCUUCAGGCAGGCCAGCAUGAGACAUUCGCUAGGCCCCUAUUUCCAGUUGACACAAGCCGUGCGGAUGGGUAACUUGCAGAGAUUCGGGGAGGUGUUGGAGAAUUUCGGGCCCCAGUUCAGGCAAGACCACACCUUCACCUUAAUCCUUCGCCUCAGACACAAUGUCAUCAAAACGGCCAUCAGGUCCAUUGGGCUGUCUUACUCCAGGAUAUCGCCGCAGGACAUCGCCAAGAAACUGGGUCUGGACUCGGCCGAGGACGCCGAAUUCAUCGUGGCCAAGGCCAUCAGGGAUGGGGUGAUCGAAGCCACUUUGGAUCCUGAGGGUGGUUACAUGAGGAGUAAAGAAAGUACCGACAUUUACUGUACGAAAGAACCUCAAAUGGCGUUCCAUCAGCGCAUCUCGUUUUGUUUGGAUCUGCACAAUCAGAGUGUGAAGGCGAUGAGGUACCCGCCGAAGGCUUAUGGCAAGGAGUUGGAGUCCGCCGAGGAACGUCGAGAAAGGGAACAGCAGGAUUUGGAACUGGCCAAGGAAAUGGCCGAGGAAGAUGAUGACGGCUUUCCUUAGAUUGUUAUUGCUGUGUGAAUAAAUUAAUAUAAACAAUAUUAACAAAAUCGAUUUGUAAUUUUUAGUUAAUACACGUCUUAUUUAAUA